Messenger RNA from Anisakis simplex (herring worm), 2100 nucleotides. NCBI's taxonomy places the organism in Eukaryota, Metazoa, Nematoda, Chromadorea, Rhabditida, Anisakidae. The record is from the annotation of a GenBank genome assembly.
AUGCUUCUUUCAGGUAGUGAAACACCAUUUGAUGGAGUUGUUGAAGCCAUUACAGUCCCCGCUUAUACCCUCCUUCACAUUCGAUUGGUCAAACGUCGACGUUUCCAAAGCACCGAACUGAAUGUUUGUGGCAUGACAAACGGAGAGGAUGAAGAGCAAGUUUGUUUUAAGCAGUACCUUUAUGUGCGCAGACCAUUUCUAUCCGUUCCUCACCGAGUAGAAUGCGGUGUCUCAGAAUGCAGGCAAUUCAUUCCAGUGCUCGAUGCGUCCGGAAAGUAUGAGCCAGGUAUCUUAGUUGGACGAAGGAUUUUCAGUGGUCUCUAUAGUGAAUGUGUAGCAAUCGAUGUGGAAAUCCCAGGUCGAAGACAACAUUUGAAGGGUGGCUAUGGGAGGUUGUUCUUCGAUGCGCGUUUUCGCGAUUACCGAGACAAAACACUCUAUAAAGAUGAUGCAGAAAAUUAUGAAUUCUUAGCCUAUGAUGUUUGCUUACCAAAAUCGUGUUCCAAUGAUGCAGAUUUGCUGAAACUAGGACGACGCACAAAUUCAUUGGAAGAGUUUAAAACUUUGCAAGAUCGCUCAACGCAAAUCCUGAUCAAUGCAUAUUUUGGUGUUGAUACAUUUUUCUUUCUAUCCGGAUUAUUAGCAUCUUUUGUAUGGUUCAGAGAGUACAAUCGAAAUGAAAAGCAGCAAAUGUCACGAAUUGCCUGGAUAAUGUUUUACGUGCAUCGAUACAUUAGGCUAACUCCCCCGUAUUAUCUAAUGAUAGCAUUCUACUCGUUUGUAUUUCUAACGUUCACCAAGAAUAUGCCGAAUGUUCUGUCACCAUUGCACGAUUCGUGUGAAAAGAACUGGUGGAUCAAUUUUUUGUAUCUGAACAAUUAUAUCGAUUAUGGAAAUCAGUGUUAUUCGAUUUCGUGGUAUUUGGCAACUGAUUUGCAAAUGUACAUAUUUGCACCAGUAUUACUCGUUCCUUUGGCGAUAAAACCCAUUAUUGGCUUUAUUGUUGCGGGAGUGAUAUUGUGUGCUUCAGUUGCAGCCAAUAUGGCAACAGUUUACGCACUGUAUCUUCCGCCGUCUCCCUACCCUCUUGGAGUAAUGGAUCCACGCAUGAAAAACAACAAGCAAUAUACUCUUUUGAUCGCAGAUUCUCCUUGGAUUCACUGCCAGAUAUAUAUAACUGGAAUGCUAAUUGGUUACUUAUUGCAAACAAAGAAAAGGUUGCACAUUAACAAGGUAGUAAAUAUUGUCUUGUGGAUAAUAUCGCUUGCAAUCGGAGCGUAUCUUAUGGUAAGUCUGAAAGACUGGACUGAUGGUAAACUGCUGAGCCUAACUGAGCGAGCUUUCUAUUCAGCGUUUAGUAAGAUCGCGUGGGGACUUGCACUGUCCUAUGUUACGGUUGCGUGCUUUUACGGUUAUGGAGGUCCAAUCAGUCAGUUCAUGUCAUGGUCAGUAUGGAUUCCAUGCAGUCGUCUUACAUAUUGUUCAUACCUGCUACAUCAGUGCAUCGUGCAUUAUGUUGUUGGGAUGCGCAAUGUACCAUUAACAUACACAAACUUCUCAUUCAUUUUUGUUUCGAUAGUACUUCCAGCUGCAAUGCUCACAUAUUUCUUCGCGAUUUUCUGGAGUGCUCUCUUCGAGAUAUCGACGAGAAGAGUUGAAAUGCUAUUUCUUGGUGGUUUACGAUGUAGACGAGCGGAGUCAGCUACGUCACAAGAUUCCGAAAACACAGAAAUAAUGACUGGCUGCGGUCACGUUUUACCGCGACCGCCAAGUCAUGCACCUCCUGAACCACCUGUGAGUGUACCACCCGAGCAACCAGCAUGGGAAUUGACACAAGCGAAAAGGGCCCUUUACAAACUGUUCAAACGCAACGAAUAUAAAAGUUAUAAACCGCAACCUGUGGGCGAAACGCAACAAAAUGGGAUUAGCUCUGAUAGAAAGGAACAGACUGAACGAGCCGAAGUGUUGAAUGUGGCAAAGGGCUUGCAAAAUCAGGCGACAGGCAACGAUGAUAAUAAAGGCUCGAUGAGAGAGGCUCAUAGGAGACGGAAAGAGCGUCGAGAUUUUGUCGCUACACCUGCGGAUGGUGACUGGAGCUGA